GAUUUGAGUAAUAACGCGAUCAUGUCCAUUCAAGCGAACGCCUUCUCGCAGAUGAAGAACCUGCAGGAGCUGCGUCUGAACACCUCCAGCCUGCUGUGCGACUGCCAGCUGAAGUGGCUUCCCAUCUGGGUGGCAGAGCAAACCUUCCUGCCCUGCGUCAACGCCAGCUGCGCCCACCCGCAAAUGCUGAAGGGCAGGAGCGUGUUUGCCGUCAGCCAGGACGAGUUUGUGUGUGAUGAUUUCCCAAAGCCUCAGAUCACCGUUCAGCCGGAGACCCAAUCAGCCCUCAAGGGCACCAACGUGACAUUUAUCUGCUCGGCGGCCAGCUCCAGCGACUCACCCAUGACCUUCGCCUGGAAGAAAGACAAUGAGGUCCUGAAUGAUGCGGAGAUCCACAACCAGGCCCAUCUGCGAGUGCAAGGAGGAGCAGGAGGUGAGACGGAAGUGACAGAGUAUACAACCACCCUGCAGCUCCGUACCGUGGAGUUCUCCAGCGAGGGAAAAUACCAGUGCAUCAUCUCCAACCACUUUGGAUCGUCCUACUCCACCAAGGCCCGGCUCACUGUCAACAUGUUGCCAUCCUUCACCAAGAUGCCCAUGGACUUAAGUAUUCGUGCCGGAGCGACAGCCAGAUUGGAAUGUGCCGCUGUGGGUCACCCUUCCCCUCAGAUCGCCUGGCAAAAAGACGGAGGUACUGAUUUUCCUGCCGCCCGUGAACGGCGCAUGCACGUCAUGCCGGAGGAUGAUGUGUUUUUCAUUGUGGAUGUCAAGACGGAGGAUAUUGGCGUUUACAGCUGCACAGCACAGAACACAGCAGGAGCCAUUUCUGCAAAUGCUACACUUACUGUUCUAGAAACACCCUCCUUCCAGCGGCCCCUCAUGGAUCGCACUGUGGCCAAGGGUGAAACCGCCGUCCUCCAGUGCAUCGCCGGUGGCAGCCCACCCCCAAGGUUGAACUGGACCAAAGACGACAGCCCCUUGGUGGUGACAGAGCGCCACUUUUUUGCCGCCGCCAACCAGCUCCUCAUCAUCGUCGACGCAGCAGAGGCUGACGUGGGGAAGUACACCUGUGAGAUGUCAAAUGCGCUGGGCACAGAGAGGGGCAACAUUCGACUUGCAGUCAUAUCGAACCCCAACUGCGACCCUGGCGUGCAGGGCAGCAUGGGGGUCGGUGUCGUGGGUGGGGCAGGAUCGGACGACGAUGGGUGGACCACAGUGGGAAUCGUGAUCAUAGCGGUGGUGUGCUGCGUGGUGGGCACUUCGCUAGUUUGGGUGGUCAUCAUCUACCACACCCGAAGACGGAACGAGGACUGCAGCGUCACCAACACAGAUGAGACCAACCUGCCUGCCGACAUUCCCAGUUACCUGUCCUCCCAGGGCACGCUGGCUGACCGACAGGACGGCUACAUCCCGUCAGAGAGCGGCAGCAGCCAUCAGUACAUGCCGUCGUCCCUCAGUGGCUUCUACCUGCAGCAGAAAGACAUGAACGGUCUUUGUCAGCUGGAUACUGGAAGUGAAGCAGACUUGGAGGCAGCGAUCGAUCCUCUGCUCUGCCACUAUCAAGGUCCAAUAGGCUCGUUGCUUCGCAGAGACAACAUGUACGCCACUGACCCGUCAGAGGGCUUCACAGGCUGUUCCAUCGACCAAAGGCCUGCAUGCAUUGACGCUUACAGCAGUAGCCUGCCUAGUUCUAAAAGGAGGGACUACUUCCUGUCUGAGCAUUUUGACCUCUGCUCCUCCACCGUCCUGAUGCAGCUCCCCAGUGCUGGUCUCCAUCAUGGCCCCUCCCACCAGCCAAGUGACCGGCGACCAUCCGUGGAGGAGGGAGAUGUGAACGACUACGGCCGACCUCACGAAUGCCUCUCACCCUGCAACACCUUCAUGGGAACAUUUGGGAAAGCUCCCUGGAGGCCUCAGCAGGACCUGUACAUGGGCUUCGGCCCGCCAUCAGCGACACAUAAUGCAAUGACUCCACAUGAGAACCCUUACGCCGCACCUGAUGUCGAUUCAGACCAGGAGGAGAACAGUCUCGCCAAGGACUCGUCGUCAGAGCAGGGUAGCAGUGUUUACGAACAGCCGUUUGACAGCAGCAGGACUGAUCCCUUGCCACAGCGCAGAACGAGCACUUAGCAGAGUGAUGCUCCUGCUGGAUCUUGUUUUUCAUGAAGAGGACGACCAAAAAACUCAAUGAAAUUUCUACCUCACUAAACGGACACUUUUGCAAUAAUGACUCCUCAAAUGUGCAAAGAGUGAAUGUAAUGGACAAUUUCAUGUUCCUACAGAAAAAGAACCAGGAGCAUAUUAACAGCUGUUCUUCAAGGACACAGAUUGAUAACAUAGAU
Paralichthys olivaceus (Japanese flounder) is the source of this 2342-nucleotide messenger RNA. The record is from RefSeq and is a predicted model, not a curated record. Lineage: Eukaryota; Metazoa; Chordata; Actinopteri; Pleuronectiformes; Paralichthyidae.